AUGUCGCCCGCCAUCCUGGACGCGCUGCCGGAGGAAGACCUGGUGCUCCUGGAAGUCCAAGCAGAUGCGAACAACCGAGGACCAGUCCCUGAGUGGCUUUAUGAAGCUGUGCGAGAUCCCAGCUUCGUGGUGGCACAGAAGGUGCACGGGAACCGGAUCUCGGUCAUCGUGGGGGCAUCCUUUUUGCAGAAGGCCAGGAACGCUUGGAUGAUGUCGGAUCAGAAGGUGGUGCAUCAGCACUUGAGCGGCACGCAGCGCCGGCAGUUUGACCCCAAUCAACUGGAGCAGCACGCGCCUGAAGCAGUGGUGCCUAAAGCAGUGGUGCCUGAAGAAGUGGUGCCUGAAGAAGUGGUUCCUGAAGCAGUGGUGCCUGAAGCAGUGGUUCCUGAAGCAGUGGUGCCUGAAGCAGUGGUGCCUGAAGCAGUGGAAGGCUCUCCAGAAAAGGAGGAAGAGUAUGGCCGUGCUGCCAAAAAAACGAAAGAAGAAGGCUUCAAGAGAGGCCUCUUCUGA
Molecule: messenger RNA, 510 nt
Organism: Durusdinium trenchii
Lineage: Eukaryota; Dinophyceae; Suessiales; Symbiodiniaceae
Source: the annotation of a GenBank genome assembly